AUGACUUCUUCCAUCACUCGAAGAUCCACAGAGAUCCACUUCUUCCCCUGGUCUGACGAUGAGCGUGAGAGGCAGGUCCGCUACGACGAAGGCAAGAUGUUGGCGAGAAGCCAUGGUCUUCUUUUCAUGGAAACCUCUGCUGUGACCGGCCAGUCCGUCGACGAUGCCUUUUUGUCUACGGCAAAGCACGUGCUGGUCAAGCAGCAGAAGCGGCAUCAGGGAGAGAUGCAGAAUCCCAUGGUCACACACGGCCAGGAGGGCUACUACUCCAACAACAUGGAUUAUGCAAGCCUCCGAAGUCAUCAACCAGGCUACAUGCAGACGCUGAAGCUGACGCCCGGUGGGCCAGUUCACUCCGGAGGAGCUCCGCCUCCGGCUGACUCGUGUUGCGGAUGA
Durusdinium trenchii is the source of this 396-nucleotide messenger RNA. The record is from the annotation of a GenBank genome assembly. NCBI's taxonomy places the organism in Eukaryota, Dinophyceae, Suessiales, Symbiodiniaceae.